Molecule: messenger RNA, 1131 nt
Organism: Geodia barretti
Lineage: Eukaryota; Metazoa; Porifera; Demospongiae; Tetractinellida; Geodiidae
Source: the annotation of a GenBank genome assembly
CUGCGCCAGUGGGUCGACCAGGCCGCCUCCGACGCGGGUUUCGACCUGGUCGCCGUCGCAUCCGCCGAGGUGUUUGCCGCCGAACGUGAAGAGGCGCUGGGCCGCAUCGACGCCGGACUCAUGGACGGCCUGCCCUGGUUCAACGCCCAGCGCGUUCAGCGCGGCACGGACCCGGAAACCCUGCUGCCCGGCGCCAAGUCCAUCAUCUCCCUGGGAUGGAACUACUGCCCGCCCGCAGACUCUCCCACGCCGGAUGACCAGGGUGUCAUCGCACGGUACGCCCGCGGCCGCGACUACCAUCGCGUCAUGAAACGGCGCAUGCGUCGCAUGGUGCUGGACCUGACCGAGCGGUUGGGCGACCGAUUCGGCGCGCGCUGGCACGUGGACGACGGACCGAUGCUGGACCGCGCCGCCGCCGCCCGCGCCGGCCUCGGCUGGUUUGGCAAGAACGGCAACAUCCUCAAUCCCACCUACGGCUCGUGGCUUCUCCUGGGGCAGAUAGUCACCGACCUCGCGUUGGAACCCGACCGGCCUCUCGCCAAGAGCUGCGGCCAGUGCUCCCGCUGUAUGCCGGCCUGCCCCACCGACGCCAUCGUAGCGCCCUACGUCGUCGACAAUCGCCGCUGCAUCAGCUACCUGACCAUCGAGCACCGGGGCGCCAUACCCACCGAACUCCGCGCGUCAAUGGGCAACUGGGUCUUCGGGUGCGACAUCUGCCAGGAAGUGUGCCCGGUCAACCGCAAGGCGAAAUCCACCCAGGACGCCAACUUCGGGCGCACCGACCUUACAUCCGUCGACCUGGUCGAGCUCCUCGGCAUGAGCGAUGACCAGUUCCGGGAGCGCUUCGCGGGUUCGCCCAUCAUGCGGGCCAAGCGGGUGGGCAUGCAGCGCAACGCCUGCGUUGCCCUCGGCAAUUCCGGCGAUGCUGCCGCCGUCCCAGCUUUGACCCGCGCUCUCCGGUCCGCUCCCCCACUGGUCCGACAACACGCCGCGUGGGCCCUGGGCCACAUCGGAGGCGAAGCCGCCCGGACUUCCCUGGACGACGCCCUGCCUGACGAAUCGGACCCCGAAGUGCUCUCAGAAAUCAGGCAAGCCCUGCGCCCUGGCGACGUCGCCUAUUCGCUAUCGUAA